Molecule: messenger RNA, 2930 nt
Organism: Diorhabda carinulata
Lineage: Eukaryota; Metazoa; Arthropoda; Insecta; Coleoptera; Chrysomelidae
Gene: Nt5a
Product: 5'-nucleotidase domain-containing protein 1
Exons: 1
Coding region: 249-1610 (453 amino acids)
Molecular function (GO): 5'-nucleotidase activity
Source: RefSeq, a predicted model, not a curated record
AAAAGUAACGGUAAAAUGGACCAAUAGCUACAAUCAAAGGCCAGCUGACCCAGUGACAUUGAUUUAAGAUUUUGGUUGAUUAUUAGUGACACUAGUGAUAGUGAAAGAGCAUUAUUCGAUAUAAAAAAUUAUCCCACAGUGUGAAAAAUGUAUCAGCUGACUAUAUAUAGUAUGGUUCUUUGAAGUUUACACAAUUUUCUUCAAGACAUUCAUUAAUAAUAAGAGCAACCAAAGAAUAUUUGGAAAAAAUGUGGACUGCUAGUUCAAUUGUGAGUGGUUUUUCUAAACUGUGCUGCAGAAGUUUUUUAAAUUCAAGGAAACUAGUGUUAAAACAUAAUCGGACGUUUUGUUACAAUUCUGUAAAAAAAGAGUUGAAUAACAAACCAGCCUUUAGUAUAAAUGAUUAUGAUUGUAUAGGAUUCGAUUUAGACAAUACUCUAGCGCGUUAUAAAAUAGGGAAUAUGUUGGAAAUGGAAUAUAAGAUAGUUUCAAAUUAUUUGGUAACCCAGAAGAAUUAUCCAACAGAAGAUUUAUUGAAACCUAUCGAUCCCAACUUUUUUAUAAAAGGAUUGAUUAUAGAUGAUGAAAACGGAAAUAUCAUCAGAAUAGGACCGGAUGGGACAAUUUUACAAGCUACUCACGGUACGAGAUGGUUGAGCAAGGAAGAAAUAUUACAUUAUUAUCCUACUCUACAUUGGCAUGCUACUGAUUUAUUUGUGGAGAAUCCUUUGCAGACUUGGAAUGGACCUUAUGCAGAAAAAAUGAGAACUUUGUUAGAUUACUUUGAUAUAGUAAUAAGCUUAGUUUUUGCUAGGGCUGUAGAUAGUAUAGACAAAUUAUAUGGCCGUAGAAAAGUCUAUAACAUCUGGCCUGAUCUUCUUAAUGCCUUGAUGUACAUGUUUAAUAGAGAACAUUAUGAAACUGAUACUGGUGAAUAUUUUCCAGAAAUGAAAAAAAAUCCUGAUCAUUAUUAUUAUUCUUGUACGCCAAACCUUAUCAAUUGGCUCCAAGAAUUGCGAAACACUGGUAAAAAACUUUAUCUAAUAACAGGAGCUCAUGCAGAUUUUGCAAAUCACACGGCUACCAGCACUCUAGGUCCAAAUUGGAGAGAUUAUUUUGAUAUUGUCGUAUCUUAUGCUAAGAAACCAGGGUUUUUCAUUUUAGAAAGGGAUUUCAUAGGUUUAGAUGAAUCAUUUAAAGAAACUGGCCCAGUUACCAAUCUACAGAAAGGCGCAAUCUAUACCCACGGCAACUGGAAGGGACUAAAAGAUUUUUUGAUCAAUUCAUCCAAUAUUUCUAACCCCAAAUUUGUAUACAUAGGAGAUAAUCUAGUGCAGGAUAUUUAUACUCCAAAUGUGCAUUCUCAUUGUGACACAGUUAGUGUUUGUGAAGAACUGGAAGCUGAAAACACAUAUGAUUACCUUGGACAACACCCCGAUAAAUACUUUUUAUCAUCUACAUUAUGGGGAUCAUAUUUCCAAUGUAAAUAUUCACAAGAAAGAACCAUUUGGUACACUAUUAUGAAGAACAAUUCAAAGAUUUGUGUACCUAGCAUCGAAUAUCUGGCAAAAUAUCCACUAGAUCAUCAAUUUCAAUGUUUAAUAUGUUAGAGUAUUUCUUAAGAGUAGCAGUUUUACCUUUAAUUCAUAAUUAUAAUAAUGUUGUGUAGGUUGUGAAUAAUUUAUGGCAAAUAUUAAUAACAAUAACUAAUAUAAAUAAUUCUUCACAUAUAUGUAUAAAUGGGAAUUUGCUUUUGAAUGUAGCAAUUUUUCCUGAUUUUCAGUCAUCUGUACAAACUUAAUAUCUCAUAUUUCUUAUAUGUUAUCCAUUUUCUUUUUCCAAAUCUUUUUUUGUUCUUCCUAUUGUGCAUUUUUUUCAUACUGCUGUUGCAAAUUGUUGAUUCAGGAAGUUCUUCUUCGACCAACAGAUCUUUCACAUAUUAUUUGCUGUUGAAUAACUUGGAGGGGUAUUAUUUCCACAUUUUUUAAUAUCUCAUAGUAUUUCCAUUUUCUUCUGUUUUUGGCUAUUGUUAAAUUAUCGUGACGUUUUAAGAAUGUCUUAAAAGAUGAGGCAAUAAUUUUGACAACCGAAAAGAGUUGUUUGUCUUUUAUUACUGACUACAUUAACUAUAUGUUGUCCGUGCUUCAUGUUGGAAUUUAAACUGGUAAUCAUGAAUCAAAUUAUGAAUAAAUUAUUAGGGAAUCCUGAUGCUAAGAAAGAAGAGUCGUUUGAAAAUGUGUCAGUUGUGGUGGUAUAUGUAUAAAGUAGACUAUAAUUUCAAGAAUGUUGUUCUUCGGAAAUUUCAUUUAUUCAUUUCAUUUAUUCUAAAGUAUCCAACAAUCAAUUGAAAUUUGUAAAGGGCGAGGCAAUAAUUUUCCAGUCCAAAAAAUGCCGGUGUUCUUUAGUUAAUUUGUUAAUUAAAUUAAUAUGUUGUACAAUGCUCUUGUAAGAAUGCAAUCAAUGCAAUGCAAUUUAACUUCUACAGUAAUAUAUUUUAUUUAGAUAUUAGGGGAUUUACUCAAUUGUAUGUGGUAAUUCCAAUUCAUCUAGUGUUCACAUUUUUGUUUGUACUGGAAGUUAGUAAAUCAUGUUCGAACAACAACCUUUAGUACCUAAUAAUGUGUAGGGAAUUGAAUAUAUAAAGUUGAGUAUUAGAUUAAAAAGCUGCUACUUUUAAAAAUAUAUAAGAUGUAGUUGAAUAUGUAGAGAUGUGAUAUAAUUGUUUUAGAGUAUUAUUAAAACUGCUGGUUUUAAACAAAUUCAUAAAGGAAUCGUUUAAGUAACAAUUUUUUAUUUAAUAGUUACUUCAUUAUAUGGGUUGUUUUGAAAUUGAUUAAAUGAAGCAGUAUUUUUAUAAUUAAUUUAUAUUCUUAAUUCUAUCAAGUGUAUGACAUGUUUCAUGUCGAUAAUAUAUUUUUGUGUCCUUUGUU